This is a messenger RNA of Phalaenopsis equestris, 910 nucleotides long. RefSeq names its product transmembrane emp24 domain-containing protein p24beta3-like. Bases 30 to 680 code for a protein of 216 amino acids. NCBI's taxonomy places the organism in Eukaryota, Viridiplantae, Streptophyta, Magnoliopsida, Asparagales, Orchidaceae. Gene Ontology annotation, biological process: Golgi organization; intracellular protein transport; endoplasmic reticulum to Golgi vesicle-mediated transport. The transcript is spliced from 4 exons. Gene Ontology annotation, cellular component: COPII-coated ER to Golgi transport vesicle; endoplasmic reticulum-Golgi intermediate compartment; endoplasmic reticulum. The record is from RefSeq and is a predicted model, not a curated record.
AGCAAGAUUCUCAAGAUCAGUCCACAUCGAUGGGGAUAAGGAAGGCAUCGAUUGGAUCCGCGGCGGCAUUGCUCUUGCUAGGGCUCCUCAUUCAGCUUCCUUUACGCCUCUCUGGGAUCGCUGUGACCGUCCACGAUGUGGAGUGCGUUUACGAGUUCGUGCAAUUCGAAGGAGAUACAGUCUCCGGAAACUUUGUUGCCAUCGAUCACGAUGUUUUCUGGGGUUCGGAUCACCCAGGCGUCGAUUUAAUUGUUUAUUCGCCACGAGGCGACACUGUACACACAUCAAAGGGAAAAUCUGGGGACAAAUUUGAGUUUAAAGCUCCUAGCAAUGGAAUGUACAAGUUUUGUUUUCACAAUCCAUCAAAAAUUCCGGAGUCCAUAUCUUUCAACAUCCAUGUUGGCCAUAUUCCUAGCGAGCAACAUCUUGCCAAAAAUGAACACCUUGAUCCCGUGAAUGUAAAAAUUGCCGAGCUUAGAGAAUCAUUGGAGUCUGUUACCUUGGAACAACGGUACUUGAAAGCACGUGAAGCUCGCCAUCGGCUCACAAACGAGAGCACUAGAAGGCGCCUAAUUUUUUAUACAGUGCUGGAGUAUGUUGCGCUCAUGCUUGCCAGCGUUCUCCAGAUUUGGUACAUUCGCGGAAUGUUCAGCAAAACUGUAGCAUACAACCGAGUUUAAGUUUCACAUGAUAAAAGUUAUAGAAUCUAUAGUAUUUGUCUUCUAAUCCUGAGUGUAAUUGAGUUUACUGUUAUGAAGUAUGUGGUGUAUCUUUGUCUUCUCAUUCAGAGCAUAAUACAUUGAUUUCAGUCUCUAAUGACUAAUUUUUUAAUUAGACUGAGAUUAUGAGUUUAAAAAUUAUUCUGUAACAUAGAUUUUGUUGGGUUGAAGACAAAUUUGAGUUUUUCUCA